Ascochyta rabiei is the source of this 552-nucleotide messenger RNA. Its product is annotated as NEDD8-conjugating protein ubc12. NCBI's taxonomy places the organism in Eukaryota, Fungi, Ascomycota, Dothideomycetes, Pleosporales, Didymellaceae. Bases 1 to 552 code for a protein of 183 amino acids. The record is from RefSeq and is a predicted model, not a curated record. The transcript is spliced from 3 exons.
AUGAUGAAAAUAUGGUCCAUGAAGAAGAAGCAGGCGGAGGACGAUGCCGCGGCUGCAGCGACAAGUAAGAAGAAGAAGGUCACACCCGCUCAGCUGCGCGCACAGAAAGAUCUCGAAGAGCUGUCCCUCGGCACAACCAUGAAGACGCACUUUGCCAACCCCGACGACAUUCUCAACUUCACACUCACCAUCGAUCCCGACGAGGGCAUGUACAAAGGCGGGCGCUUCAACUUCAGCUUUGCGAUCAACCAGAACUUCCCGCACGAUCCGCCGAAAGUAAAGUGCACGCAGAAGAUCUACCACCCAAACAUCGACCUCGAGGGCAACGUGUGUCUCAACAUUCUAAGGGAGGACUGGAAGCCGGUGCUGAACUUGAACGCGGUGGUCGUUGGACUGCAGUUCCUGUUCCUCGAGCCGAACGCGAGUGAUCCUCUCAACAAGGAGGCGGCGGAGGACUUGAAGGUGAACAGGGAAGGGUUCAAGAGGAACGUCAGGAGUAGUCUGGGCGGAGGGACAGUACGGGGACAGACAUUCGAUCGAGUGCUGAAGUGA